CACGUCACGGUAGCCUUGCAGUGAGGCAAGGAGGCACCUGAUCAUGAGAGAACUUGAAUGGCGCCCAGUUUACUUUCCCUAGCCAUCUUCUUUCGAGGCUUCGUCUGAAGGGGAGCGCUCUGCAAUUGGGAGAGUUGAAAUCUGCGGUGGCGGCAAAAUGGAGGGCGAAUCAACCUAUGAUUUGAGGAGGGCAUGCAGGACGUGGAACGGAGGCACCCUUUCUUGCAGCAUCCUGUAGAAGCUUGACUUUGUUGCUCACCGCGUGCUGCAAAUGGACAGCGAAAGUCUCUAUGCCGCCGCUCUGGACAAGGCCAGGGCCGAUUUACAGCGCCUUGCUUCUGCUGAAGAGAAAGAACCUAUCAGCGGUGUGCCUAGCCCCCCAACUGAAAUUGAUCAGCCAAAAGUGCCCAGGGCAUUCGACCGGUCGCCCAGCCUCAGGGACAAUGCUGAGGAGCAGAGCCCGGGAAUUGAUGUACCGGGCAGUCUUACAGGCUUUCCGCCCACCUUUCCGUCCCAUAAGAGGCUCCCAGGGACCCGCUUUGUGGUUGAUGGGUUCCGUGUGGCGGGCGCAUGGAGUCACAGCUACUUCUUGACGCACUUUCACAGUGACCACUAUCAAGGCAUCACCGACAAUUGGCGCAAGGGCGUCAUCUUCUGUUCCGAGACCACGGCCCGCAUGGUCGUCCAAGUCUUGGAGGUGCCCCCACACUUCGUAGUCCCGCUGCCGAUGGACCGCGAGGUGGAAAUCGACGGCUGCGGGGUGACGCUCAUAGAUGCGAAUCACUGCCCUGGGGCGAUCCAGUUCCUGUUUCGCAUUCCGGGUGCUCCGGAGAAGCGCUACGUCCACUGUGGGGACAUGCGAUUCUGCACGCAAAUGACCGCAAAUCCCUGUUUGGCACCGUAUGUUGGGGCUGAUGCCGUCUACCUGGACACCACGUACUGCAACCCCCGCUACGUCUUCCCCCUUCAAGAGGCGUCCGUUGAGUACAUAGCCGCAACGGUCGCAGCUCGUAUGCAAGAAUGGCGGGCCGAAUACGACGCCUGGAUCAAAGAGCAACCCAAUAGCGGAGCAGCGGCAGAGACCAACCCGGCAGGGGAUGGCGAAGGGGUUGGGUCGGGGGAUCCCCCUGAGGGCGAAGCGUCGCCUCUCGAGCGGGUACUUGCGCAGCCAGUGGAUUCCACUGACUGCCCGCGGCCGCCCCUGUUCAUCAUCGCAACAUACGUCAUCGGGAAGGAGAAGAUUCUGUACGCUGUAGCGCACCGGUGCGGGUGCAAGAUCUACGUGGACGAGCGCAAGAUCAAGAUCCUGCGCUGCUUGGGGCUAAACGACCUCUCGAUCUUUACGAACGAUUCGAGCAAGACGAACGUUCACGUGGUGGGGUGGGGUUUUCUGGGCGACGCGUGGCCCUUCUUCCGGGCGAACUUCACCAACAUGGAGCAGGCGUUAGACGAACGGGGGUACGAAAAAGCGGUCGGUUUUGUGCCAACCGGGUGGACGUAUGAGCUGAAAAAGAAGGCGUUUCCCACCCGGGAGAAGGGCCGGUGUAAAAUUCAUCUGGUGCCGUACAGCGAGCACAGCAACUAUGCUGAGCUCAGGGAGUACGUCAGCUUUUUGAAGCCGAAGCAGAUCAUCCCGACGGUGGGCGUCGACGAAAAGGGAAUGGACGGCAAGGCGGUCGCCGCCAUGCGGAAGCACUUCAGGAAUUUGGUCGAUGAGACCGAGGGCAAGCGGCGAUUCCUGCGGAGCUUCCAGAGGAGCGGCUCGGGAAGCAAGCCGCCGGCGCUUGAGCUGGCAGCAGAGCUGGCCGUUGAUGUGGUGGAUGAGGACACGUGCCAGAAUCCUGUUGAGCGGGAUGACACGUGUCAGGACCUCACGGUCAAAGACGAGGACGGGCUUGACGAGAGUGACGAGGCGGAAGAAGAGGUGCAGGCGAAAGACGAUCCGGAUUACGUGGAUUCGGAAGCUGACGUCAGCAGGUCGGAAGGUGACGUCAGCGGCGAAGAAGGGGAGACCGGGAAGGGGCGGGGUCGACCAAAGCGGGGUUCGAAGUUGAAGGGCGGGGAGAAAGCGGAAAAGGAUCCGCUUCUAGUUGCUGAGAAAAAGGAUCCCCUCCCGGGGCGUCUGACGCCUGUGCUGAACAGACGUGGCAAACGUAAGUUUGACGGGGAGAAGAGCAAGGGAAAUGCUCCGAAGCGAACGACGCUUGAGAUCAAGCCGAAAGUGAAGGAGGCUGUCAAGGCAGAAGUGAAAAUUGAGGCAGCGGAAGACGAACCCGAGAGAAAGGAGGACGUGGCAAACGGAGAUUUAGGUAAGGGUUCCGGGGAGGGCUUGAGCUGGAUACAGGCUCACAAGCAGGCGCUGCAGGGGGUUGACCCGCCGGUCAACACUGUUGGUCCAAACGCAGGUGCAGAAAGGAAGGUAGAGGAAAAGGGGGUAAAGGAAGAAACGCUCGAGCAUGCCCAAGAGAGCCAGAGAGAGUCUGAGGGGGAAGGGAAUGGGAGUCUUGAAAAGGUAGAACAACUGCGCGCAAUCCUGCCCGGAAUGACCGCCGCAAAGGCGGAGUUGCUUCUGGCACGCGCCGGGGGGGACGUUGCAGGGGCGGUGACCUGGUUCUACGAUGGGGGGUGCGCAGAGGAAGUCACGGCUAAUCAUGCGGAAGGGGGACCAGCUGAAGAUUUGAAGGAGGGGCGAACGGAUGCAGAGAGAAACGGCGGGGAAGAGGAUCGUAAUGUCAAACAAGCAGAGUUGCGAAGAGAACAUGAGGAGGAGGGUGAGCGGCAGGAUGCGGGUGCUGACGUGGCUGCUGACGCGGUUGCCGACGCUGGUGUUGACGUCAUCCAAGGGGCUACGGGGGACGAGGCUGACGAAGGUCCCAGCGUUCUGCAGACGGCGGACAGGAGGGACCGGACGUCCGAAGCGAGUCCGAGUCCGAAAGGGGGGGGCGCUCCGCAGCCUGCAGCAGGGAAGACGAGGACCCCCCCCAGAACGCCCGUAUCUGCAAGAAAAAGAGUGGCGAGUCAGGUUGCUGGAAAACGGGCGUCGGCUUCGAAGGCCGGUGGCGGGGCCGCCAAGAAAGGGAAAACGGACCGGCAGCAGCCGUCGAUCUUGAGCUUCUUUGGCGGGGGGAAGAAAGAGCAGCCGUCGAUGGGGGCGAAGGGGCUCAGUGGGGCGAAAACCAAUGGGAUGGAGAGCGGACAUACAAAAGAAGGUGGCGAUAAGUUUGGAGGGAAGCAUCCAGAAGCAAGAGAAGCGGGGGAGCGGACAGAGUCGGAUGGAGAAGGGGCAGCGUCCCUGGAAGCCAACGUGGGUCAGUUGCUUGGGCUGCUAGAUGGCGGUCUGGGGAAGGAGGAAGCGGAAGCUCUGCUGAAAGAAGCAGAGGGUGACGUCAAUCGUGCGCUGGAUCUGUUUUACAGUCGGGAGGGGCCUGUUACGGGGGGAGGGGACAGCAAGGCGCAUGCUUCUGGGGAGCGGGAUGGGGUCGCUACAGGGCCUCAAGAAGCGAAGGGUGGGGCAUGUUCGACGGAGGAGGGAGCUCUUGCGGAAAAGUCUCCGGAAGAGGUUGAUCCGCCGAAAGAGAAAGAGGAGGAUGGUGUAUCCAAACACGUCGCACGCGCAGAGACGCCGCGGGACGGGGACCUUGGGUCGCAACUGAACGGCAAACAGCAGUCUCAAGAGGUGCGACAGUCUCAAGAGGCGCGCCAGACGCAAAAUAGCGAGCACUCUAAAGAGGGGGGAGAAAAGGAAGAGGUUGCCGAAGAAAAGGGGGGUGCAAAUGGGGCCAAGGAAGUCGAGAAGGGGAACAAGGUUCUUCCUUCCGAAAGGCAGCUGGGGGGCGUGGUGGCGACCGGGAAGUUGGGCGCGAGUGAGAGCGAGAGGACAGCUGUCACGCUCUCAUUGGCGAAGUACGACCCGAUUGGACACGCGUGUUGGACGCGCGGGGAGGCCGCGCCGUAUUUGCACCUGGCGCGCACCUUUGAGAUCCUGGAGCGCGAGCGGGGCCGCCUCAAGAUGGCGGACAUCCUGUGCAACAUGUUCAGGAGCCUGCUCGCGCUUUCUCCGGACGACAUUCUGCCCGCCGUGUACCUGUCCACCAACCGGGUCGCCCCCGACUUCGAGAACGUCGACAUGAGCAUAGGGGGCAGCACAGUCGGGGCAGCCAUCGCCGAAGCUACCGGCACGUCGAAAGCGCAAAUGCGCGAGCUGUACAACUCUCUGGGGGAUCUGGGUGACGUGGCGCUCGCGUGCAAGCAGCGCCAGGCGACGCUCAUGGCGCCGCCCCCCUUGCGGGUGGCGCAGGUCUACCGGGCGCUGCGUAAGAUCAGCAAGGAGACCGGCCCGGGGUGCAAUAACCGGAAGAAAAACAUUGUGCUAGGACUUUUGCGCGCGUGCCGCGAGAAAGAGACGCAGUUUGUGGUCCGCACGCUUAUCCUCAACAUGCGCAUCGGCGCCAUGAUGAAGACCGUGCUCCCCGCCCUGGCCCAAGCUGUGGUCAUCCACAAAUCCCUGCCGUCCGAUGCCCCCGCCGGGCCUGCCAUCAACGGCCUGAAAUCGAAGCUGCAGGAAGCGUCCGCGGCCGUCGUUGAGGCGUACAACUUUUGUCCGAACCUGGACGUGCUAGUGCCGACUUUGGUGGAGGGCGGCAUCGAGGCAGUGAUCGCUCAGGGCGCGGUCGCCCUUGGGACGCCCAUCAAGCCCAUGCUCGCCAAGAUCACCAACGGCAUCCCGGAGGUCCUCAAAAGGUUCCAAAGCCAGGCCUUCACCGCCGAGUUCAAGUACGACGGACAGCGCGCGCAGAUCCACUUGCUGCCGGACGGGACGGUGCGCAUCUUUUCCCGCAAUUGCGAUGACAACACGGCCAAGUUCCCUGACGUCAUCGCGACCGUCAAGCAGGCUGCACGUGGCGGCUGCUCGUCCUUCAUCAUCGACGCUGAGUUGGUCGCGGUGGAUCGCAGCGCGGGCAACAAGCUGAUGGCCUUCCAGACGCUCAGCACGCGCGCGCGCGGCGGUGAGAAGACCAAGAUCGAGCUGGCUGACGUCAAGAUCGCGGUGUGCGUCUUCGCGUUCGACCUCAUGUUCGUCGACGGACAGGCGCUGGUGAAGGAGUCGUUCCGCGAGCGGCGCCGACGUAUGCACGCCGCGUUUCCGAAACACUCGGCGGGGCACUUCGAGUUUGCGCGGGAAGCGACGGUGGAGGAGCCAGAGUCGGACCCCGAGUUGGAGGCGACCUCGUCCCUGCUGCAGACCUUUUUGCAGGACGCCUUCGCGGCGUCGUGCGAGGGCAUCAUGGUGAAAGCGCUCGACAAAGACGCGGGGUACGCCGCCAGCAAGCGCAGCGACUCUUGGCUCAAGGUGAAGAAGGACUACAUCGAGGGUUUGAACGACUCCUUGGACUUGGUGCCCAUUGGUGCCUGGUACGGCCAGGGCCGAAAGGUGGGCUGGUUCAGUCCGUUCCUGUUGGGCUGCUACGACCCCGACCGGGAGGAGUACCAGAGCGUCUGCCGCUGCAUGUCCGGCUUCACGGACGUCUUCUACAAAGAGACGACGCAGCUGUACCGCGAGCAGCGGCAGCUGGACCAGAAGCCGCCGUACUACCGGACGCUGGAGCAGCCGGACGUGUGGUUCCGUCCGCACGACGUGUGGGAGAUCCGCGGGGCGGACCUCACCGUGUCGCCCGUGCACGCGGCCGCGGCCGGGCUGGUGCACCCGACACGUGGCAUCUCCAUGCGCUUCCCGCGUAUGAUCAAGACGCGGCCGGACAAGAAGCCGGAAGACUCCACGCCCCCUUCCUACAUCGCGGAACUCUUCCACCGACAGACCCGCAAGCUCGAUGUGGGUCUGGCGAACGGGAAGGACCAGAAAGUCUCGGUUCAGGGGGGUGCUGGUCCGGCUGCCGAGGUGGGGGGGGAGAAGGAGGAAAGUGGGGAAGAGAGCGGCGAAGAAGAGGACGGGCAGAAACGGCCCGUCGUGGGCUUGGAUGACUAAGUAACUUUGGAAGCUCUGCGUUGCACGCUUGUACAUAACGAGGGGUCUUGUAUUGUACUCUUACAGAUGUCGACAAUUCCUGAGGGGCGAGGGGACAUUGCACAUAAGACGUUGCAAACAGAACUAUGUUUCUGCUACCUCGCUAAUUUCUCUGUUGAAAUCGUUCGUACUUCACAUUGUCGGACUGAGCUUUGUGGAAUCGAUAUACUAAUCCCUCACAGGUUUUUGCGAGGAGCUCAACUUGAUGAUAAGGG
Molecule: messenger RNA, 6237 nt
Organism: Klebsormidium nitens
Lineage: Eukaryota; Viridiplantae; Streptophyta; Klebsormidiophyceae; Klebsormidiales; Klebsormidiaceae
Source: the annotation of a GenBank genome assembly